Molecule: messenger RNA, 1969 nt
Organism: Abrus precatorius (Indian licorice)
Lineage: Eukaryota; Viridiplantae; Streptophyta; Magnoliopsida; Fabales; Fabaceae
Product: lycopene epsilon cyclase, chloroplastic
Exons: 11
Coding region: 203-1801 (532 amino acids)
Biological process (GO): carotenoid biosynthetic process
Molecular function (GO): oxidoreductase activity, acting on paired donors, with incorporation or reduction of molecular oxygen
Source: RefSeq, a predicted model, not a curated record
CUCAAACCGUUCACUUCACACACACGGAGAAAAAGAGAGCUCGUAAUGCCGGGGACGUCGUUGUUUUAAGAAUCGAGUUGAUGAAACUGCAGGUUUGGUCUUGAGUUAGGAGCAGCUAUUUGAAUGCCAUGGUUAGGAGCAAGGAGUGAUAGAAAACGGUGCUGUAAACCCAAAACGACAACAACAGAAAAUAAAGAAAACAAUGGAGUGCGUUGGAGCCAGAAACUUAACGGCAAUGGCGUUUUGCGUAAGCCCUUCUUCCAGGUUGCGUUUACGAAGGAAAAAACUAUGGAGAAGACGAAGCUCGUCGUGUGGUCACGCGGUUCGUUUGCGUUCGCGUUGCCUUAAGGUGGAGGCCAAAACCGGUGUAGGGAGUUGCGUCGCCACCAAAGAGGACUUCGCCGAUGAGGAAGAUUACGUUAAGGCCGGUGGCUCCGAACUUGUUUUCGUGCAAAUGCAGCAGAACAAAACCAUGGAAAUGCAAUCCAAGCUUGCGGAUAAGUUACCGCCUAUCUCUAUAGGAGACGAUAUAUUGGAUCUAGUUGUGAUUGGUUGUGGUCCGGCUGGUCUUGCUCUGGCAGCUGAAUCUGGCAAGUUAGGAUUAAAAGUUGGGCUUAUUGGUCCGGAUCUUCCUUUUACAAAUAAUUAUGGUGUGUGGGAGGACGAAUUUAAAGGUCUUGGACUUGAAGGUUGUAUUGAGCAUGUUUGGAAGGAUACCAUUGUAUAUCUUGAUAAUAAGGAUCCCAUUUUAAUUGGACGUUCCUAUGGACGUGUCAGUCGGCAUUUGCUUCACGAGGAAUUGUUAAGAAGGUGUGUCGAGUCAGGUGUCUCAUAUCUUAGCUCAAGAGUAGAAAGUGUUGUUGAGGCUAGCAAUGGUCAUAGUCAUGUUGUCUGUGACUAUGAUAUUGUAGUGCCUUGCAGGCUUGUUACUGUUGCAUCAGGAGCAGCCUCAGGGAAACUGUUGCAAUAUGAGGUUGGGGGUCCAAAGGUGUCAGUCCAAACAGCUUAUGGUGUGGAAGUUGAGGUGGAAAACAAUCCUUAUGAUCCAAAUCUGAUGGUUUUCAUGGAUUAUAGAGACUACAUGAAGCAAAAUGUUAAAUGUCUAGAAGCAAAGUAUCCAACAUUUCUCUAUGCAAUGCCGAUGUCCCGUACAAGAGUGUUUUUUGAGGAAACCUGUCUGGCUUCAAAAGAUGCCAUGCCCUUUGAUUUAUUAAAGAAAAAGCUCUUUUCAAGAUUAAAUACAAUGGGGAUCAAAAUUACAAAAACUUAUGAAGAGGAAUGGUCUUAUAUCCCAGUUGGUGGGUCCUUGCCCAACACAGAGCAAAAGAACCUUGCAUUUGGUGCUGCUGCCAGCAUGGUGCAUCCAGCCACAGGCUACUCCGUUGUGAGAUCUUUGUCAGAGGCUCCAAAAUAUGCUACAGUAAUUGCUACUAUUUUGAAAGAGGGUCAUGCAAGGGGCAUUAUUACUCAGGAAAGAAGAAAGGAGAAUCUAGCUAUGCAAGCUUGGAAUACACUGUGGCCACAAGAAAGGAAGCGGCAAAGAGCUUUCUUUCUUUUUGGAUUAGCGCUAAUUCUACAGCUCGAUAUUGAGGGCAUUAGAACAUUCUUUCGUACUUUCUUCUGCUUACCUGAUUGGAUGUGGCAGGGAUUUCUUGGCUCCUCUCUCUCCUCUUCAGAUCUUGUAUUAUUUGCAUUCUACAUGUUCAUAAUAGCACCAAAUAACUUGAGAAUGUGUCUAGUCAAACAUCUGCUUUCGGAUCCUACUGGGGCAACUAUGAUAAAGACUUACUUAACGAUAUAAUACGUUUGUAGUUAGGUAACUAGUAUUGGGAGACAGGUUAGAUUACAAGCGAAGCCAUAAUAGAAUAUAAUAGGUUCUUGUAAGUUGUAUGUACAUAUAUUUUACUAAAACCAAAUAUGUUCUUAUGAUUUUUAUAUCCCUACUGCUAUUAAAUUGCACGUCCAUUUU